AUGACUUGUUACCGGGGUUUCCUGCUGGGCAGCUGUCGUCGCGUGGCGGGCGGCCGGGCGGCGCUGAGGGGGCCGGGCACGGGAGGCCCCGCCGCGCGGCUGCGGCACCUGGGGCACGGACAGCCGCGCGAGCUGGCGGGCUGUGGCAGGCGCGCGGACGGCGGCUUCCGCCCGUCCCGGGUGGUAGUGGUAGCCAAAACUACCCGCUACGAGUUCGAACAGCAGCGAUACCGCUACGCGGAGCUCUCGGAGGAGGACCUCAAGCAGCUGGUGGGUCCCCGCGGCCGAGUGGCCCCGCCGGGGUGGCGGGGCUCGGCCCCGGCCCAUUCCCCGGCUCGGCCGCGCCCCCUUGGCGAGACGUCUGGGGACGCCCUCUCCCCAGGCUCCUCGCUCGCCGACCCCCACUCUCUGUGGCUCGUCACUAGCCCGUUCCCCUCACCUGUGUGUCAGAGAAGAGAGGGUCGCCGGUCGGAGGGUCAUUUGUGUCUACCUGUCCGAUAUACACAUUCCUUCCCAGAAGCCUUAAAGAAGUUUUAUCGUGGAGAGUUCAGGUGGUUAUGGAGGCAACGGAUCAGGUUGUAUCUUGAAGGAACUGGCAUAAAUCCCAUUCCUGUCGACCUUCAUGAACAGCAGCUAAGUUUGAAUCAGCAUAGCAGAGCCUUCAACAUUGAACGAGUUCAUGAGGAAAGAUCUGUGGCUUCAGGACCCCAACUUUUGCCAGUGCGAGCACUCAAUGAAGUCUUCAUUGGGGAGAGUCUCUCAUCCAGGGCUUCCUACUAUGAGAUUUCAGUUGAUGAUGGUCCAUGGGAGAAACAGAAGAGUUCAGGACUCAAUCUGUGUACUGGAACAGGAUCAAAGGCUUGGUCAUUCAAUAUUAACAGAGUUGCUGCUCAGGCUGUGGAGGAUGUUUUAAAUAUUGCAAAAAGACAGGGAAGUUUGAAUCUUCCAUUGAGCAGAGAACUGGUAGAGAAAGUAACAAAUGAGUAUAAUGAAUCGCUGCUGUACAGUCCAGAAGAACCAAAAAUACUUUUCAGUAUUCGAGAACCAAUAGCAAACAGAGUUUUCUCAAGUAGUCGUCAGCGUUGUUUCUCCUCCAAGGUUUGUGUUCGUUCUCGUUGUUGGGAUGCCUGUAUGGUUGUGGAUGGAGGAACUUCUUUUGAAUUUAAUGAUGGAGCAAUAGCUUCAAUGAUGAUCAGGAAAGAAGAUGAACUCCGAACUGUGCUGUUAGAACAGUGAAGGAUUUUCUCAGAUGACAGAUUUAUGACUGGAUUUUUUUUUUUUAAACUGUGGAAACAGAGUACUGGCUAUAAAGCAACAUUUUUUGCUUAUUGUUGAGACUGGUUGCCUUGGGUUCAAAGGUGACCAAGAAAUGAGAUUUGUGUUAUUCUUCUGUUGGAUUGUGAUGGAAAUGAUGCUCAGUAAGAAAGUAGAUGGACUAAACUGAUUAGAAUUGAUCUUAGUGAAAUUUCUAUAUUGCUUAUAAUUGGGAACCAAGAGUGCUGAUA
This is a messenger RNA of Chrysochloris asiatica (Cape golden mole), 1505 nucleotides long. It is a transcript of the gene NADK2, whose product is annotated as NAD kinase 2, mitochondrial. Lineage: Eukaryota; Metazoa; Chordata; Mammalia; Afrosoricida; Chrysochloridae. The record is from RefSeq and is a predicted model, not a curated record. Gene Ontology annotation, cellular component: mitochondrion. Gene Ontology annotation, molecular function: NAD+ kinase activity. The transcript is spliced from 9 exons. Gene Ontology annotation, biological process: NAD+ metabolic process. Bases 1 to 1236 code for a protein of 411 amino acids.